UUUAAAUCAAUUAUUUAUAGAUUGGUGAAAAUGGUUAUGAGUCUUAUGUUGACAGCCAUGCCGUUAUUUCUGCUAUUUGGAGUUUUUCUUCUCAUUAGUUUUUUUGCAUACAUUUUGAACUUUGCCGACACCAUUACCUACAUUUUAACAAUUCGACUAGUCAUUUUUGCAAUAAAUACUUUUUGCAUUAUGUCAUUGUUGUGUUGGAAUGGUCAACAACUGAUAGAUGUGACGAGCAAUAUUUUUUUUACUUUAGCUGCAGCUCCUUGGUACUAUUGGAAUCUUGAAAACAUAAAAAUCCUUUUGAUGUUUAUAACGAAUUGUACUAAGAAUGAGAGUAUUAUUUGUGUUGGGAUUUGUUUAGAUUGUACUAUGUUUGUCUCGAUGAUACGAAUUGCCGUCUCAUAUGCUCUAGUUUUGACUAAUCUUCGCAAAAAUAGUCUUUUUUAA
Molecule: messenger RNA, 450 nt
Organism: Tribolium madens (black flour beetle)
Lineage: Eukaryota; Metazoa; Arthropoda; Insecta; Coleoptera; Tenebrionidae
Exons: 4
Coding region: 31-450 (139 amino acids)
Biological process (GO): sensory perception of smell; detection of chemical stimulus involved in sensory perception of smell
Cellular component (GO): plasma membrane
Molecular function (GO): olfactory receptor activity; odorant binding
Source: RefSeq, a predicted model, not a curated record